Molecule: messenger RNA, 16660 nt
Organism: Cinara cedri
Lineage: Eukaryota; Metazoa; Arthropoda; Insecta; Hemiptera; Aphididae
Source: the annotation of a GenBank genome assembly
CUUAGAUAAUAAUAUCAUAAUAUGGGUUACUAACUGCAGUUGAUCGUGUACCGUUGGCGUGUUCGAAUGUCCAAUGAAACUUUUUUUUUAUUUCCGGUAAAAUAUUAUUUAUUUUUCAUGCAUAAUAUAAUUAUAUUAAAAAGUGACAUUCGACGGCUGUGAUAUAAUUUAAUCGGAUUUAUUUUGACUUUAGUUUCCACUAUUCGAAUUAGGAACCUAAAAUAAUAUUACAUAAAAAAAAAAUUACAAUAUUCACCUACAAAAUAACGACCUGUUGUAUUCUAGUAAGUACGGUAACUCAUAUAUAUUAUUUUUGUUAUCGAACGACGCGAUUUUAUAAAAACCAUAUUUACCGUUUUUUGUUAUAGGCGCUGUACAAAAAUCGUUUUCUUCCGCACAAGUCCAUUAACAAAUUAUUAUCGCUAUUAUUAUUAAUAUUAUUAUUAUUACAUAAUUGAAAUGACCGAAACUGGCGCAGUUCUCGAUGAACCGCGAAAAAACGACGCGGACGACGAACAACCGAUCGCAGCCGGCGGCGUUUGGUCCCGGAUAUGUCGUGUCCUCCUCGGAAUCCACGUGGAACCGUUUGUGUGCUUUUACAUCAUGUCACGGACCCUAAUGCUGUUGCCCACGCAAAACUUGAGUCUUCAGAAGGCGUGUCGGGUGAAUCUGAACCUUAGCGACGAUACUUGCACGGCGUUGGAUAACCCUAAUGGUCGUGUUUCCAUUAACUCGAGCUGGCACAAAGAUGACGAAGUGGCCACGCAGCGAAUGGUGGCCGACAUGUUCGUAUGGCAAUUGAUCAUCCAGAGCAGCGUGCCGUGCAUACUGGCCAUAUUCAUCGGGUCCUGGAGCGACCGGAACCGAAAACGGGUUCCGUGCAUGGUACUGCCUAUAGCCAGCGAACUAAUCCGCGUCAUCGGACUACUAGUGUGCGUGUAUUUCUUCUACGAACUUCCCAUGGAAGCGGUAGGCCUCAUGGAAGCGAUACCCACGUCCCUGGCCGGUGGUAGAAUGGUGUUGUUCAACGCGCUUUUCAGUUACGUCGCGGACGUCACCAAUGUAAGUUUUUUCACCUAUCAUUUUCAGUGCUAUGAACUCGUCACGUCAUAUUAUUACAAAUUAUUACUCUUUGAAAUUAAGUGCAUAAUUUUUCCCGUCAGUUUUCCACUUUUCCCAGAGCAUCCAACUGGAAAAUCGGGAAACUAGAUAACUCACAAUUAUAAAGUGGCCACUGAACUUUUUACUGAUAGAUACGGACGGAACAUUAUUAUGUAAUUAUCGUCCAAACAUCGUUAUCAGUAUGAACUAAAUAAUUCUAGUCCACGCGGUAAUCAGUAAACAAUAGGCUUUCUAAGUUAUUACAUUUAAAUAAAUAUGUUAAGUAUAUUUUCUAGAACGUUUAAACAGCAAAACUUAAAUUAAAAUAGUGAAGUAUGAUUUGACAAUAUUGAUUAGACGAAAUUUGAUUAUUGAUAACGGGAAUAUGUCAAAAAUGAUUUAUUUUGCGUACACUAUUUAUCCGUUAUGAAAAUUCGAAUACAUGAUUUGUAUAAAAUUAUAGAAACAUAUUUACUAUAGUUUCUGUUUUUGAUGUGAUCUUAUGCAUUUAUAACCGGUUUUGAAUACGACGCAGUAACGGUGCCAGGCAUUGCGAGGUUUUUGACAAAAUACUGAAUAGAUGCAUUAAUUAAAAUAACAUUUUUAGGUACCCAUGGUGAUGGAAUUUCAAAACAUGUUUCAGCUGAUUAAGUUAUGUAGGGGAGGGGAGGGUCGGAGUAAGCUGCUAACUUAUCUACCUUAUAAUUUCCAACAGAUACUGCUGCAAAAAGAAUAAUGUCCUAAGUCUCAAGUGUAAACAGGGGCGUCAUUUCAGUUUUUCAUUAGAGAUGCAGACAUUUUAAUAGGGCCAAUUAUUUUUCCCACCACGCCAUUUAUAUAUCUUGUUUGUUUUGUGGAAAUAAAAAUGUAAAUCAAUCGCUUCGUUUGCAUAUAUUCCUAUUUAACAUUUUAGUAUUCAAAUACUAUUAAAAAAUAUUUCUGUUAAAAAAAAAAAAUUAAUAGACUAAAUUUUAAUAUUAUCUAUUUAUUCACUGUCAAUUUGUUGGCAUUGUAAUCACCUUGAUACUAGGAUAGUGUUAUCUUUAAUUGUAAGCCAUGGUAACAAUUUACCGUGGUAAUAAUCUCCCAUGUCUCAUUCUCACAUCUCAAACGGCCGAAUCUCGGUAGACGUAGGCAUUUUUAGUGGUUCUAUUAUACAUUUAAUCGAAGACGGUGUGAUUAUAUAACAUUUUUGCGGGCCAAAAACACACUAACAAAAUAUAAGGUUGUUAAAUUAUACUCUGAAUCCCUCAAAUGACGUCCUUGAGUAUAAACUUAAACUUUGAUAUACAACAUUGGGUCUUUGACUAUUACACUUCACGAACUCAUGUCGGAAAUUUAAUUGAAAAUAUACCUCGAUUUAUUAUGUAACAUCAAGAAUCCGGUAGUUAACACGAGGAGCUAUAUUAUAGCCAAAAUUAAGAUAACUAAUAGUAUUUUAACUGAACUCAAUUUAAGCCGACAAAUAUUUGCACUGAACCGUAUUUUAGCUGAAAAAUAUAUUACAGCAAUUGGAAAUAUCAUUGAGUACUAUAACAAUUACAUGCAAAAUUUAAGUCAAUUAAAAAAUUAUAGCAAUAUAAUCAGGUAUCAUAGAUAAACCGUUUUCAGCACUUUAGGAUACUCGAAUUUGUAGUUUAACCAAAUUUAGAAACUAACCUUUAUCAAUAAAAAAAGGUUAUUUGCCUUGUAAAGAGAACUGUCAAUAUUAUUGUGGUAUCGGUUGAACUAUUAUCACGGUCCUAGUCACGGCUUUUUUCUUAGAAAUUAACUUCCUGCUAUUAGGUGUUUAUAUAUUAUUAUAGUUAAUUUACUUAUCAUACGUAGGUAUAAAUUAAAGCAAUAGAUAAUAUAAUAAAAAAGGUGUAGUUGGGGUGCAUUAAAAGUAUUUACAUCAAUUCCUUCUGUAAAACUACAACUACAAUUGUAUCCACCUUUUAUUGGUCGAAGCAUUCUCAGGAAUUUUCUCAACAUAUGAAAAAAAACAUGGGAAAAUCGGGAAAAUAAGAAAAAUAUUAAACAAAUGUAUACAAAGAAAAUAUAUAGUACCUAGAUAAUUAUUUUACUCUAAUAUGACAUAAUAGUUGACCCAGCAAUGCUUUGCUAUUGCUAUAUAAUAGUAUAGAUGAUAAAAUUAAUAGUUUUCUUGUCCGUGAAGACCAUAUUAUCAUCCAAGUCACCAAGGUAACCCAUAAAUUAACAAAUACAAUUGAAUUAAUGUUCCAAAAAUUCCAAAAACUCGCUCUUCCUACUAGCUAUCCCGUCCGGUGUUGUACGGGCUAAUUUUUUUGUUAUUUCAUUCGUAUCACAAAGGCAGCCCACGAUUAAACAAAAAAAACAAAAAUAAGCAAUUCGUACCAAAUAUACCUAUAAACCCCGAUUUUAAUCCCUUAGAUGUUGAAUUUUCAAAAAUCAUUUCUUAGCGGAAACCUCCGUCAUAAUAGCUUUUUAUGUGCCAAAUUUUAGCCCGAUCCGUCCAGUGUUUUGGGCUGUACGAUGAUGAAUCAUUCAGGACAAGUUAUUUUAUAUUUAUGUAGGUAUAUAUAAAAGUUAGAUGAUAUAUUAUUGAUACAGCAACGCUAUCAACUGAACUCAGCUCAGAAUCGUUUUUUCGUUAGCAAUGAUUUAUUCUUGCUUACAGAUAUACAUUCAAUUUCCCCUCUACUACUUUCCCAACUUCACACCUAUAACAGUGGCCCACCCAUAUGCGAAAUAUGUCCGUAUUUUUUUCUUUUUAUUUUAUAUAAUAUUUCAGUACUUAUAGAAAUAACCCAUUUGAAUCUCAAUACAUCAUUUGAUUUGAUUUUAUUAGGACAUUAUGAAGUAAAAAAGAAAAAAGCUGAUAUUGGGGAUGGAUGCAGUCGCUGUUUUAUGUGAGAAGUUAGAAAGGUCGGAAAAAUACAUUUUUCUAAUUUAUUUAUGUACACAACUAUAAAUUAUUAUUAACGAAAAACAAUUUGGAACAAAAUUCAGUAAGACAUAUUUCGAAGUGCACUAAUGUUUAAGAUUAUCAACAAAAUUUUAUUUAAAACGCUUAUGAAAAAGAAUACUAAUACAUUGACUUUUGUUACGAAGAUAAAAUAAUGAUUCUUAUUUAUGGGUUAACUUGUUAAUAUACGGAUAUAAAAACAAAUAUUAUUAAUUAACUAUGUUGUCAUUGGCAAAUUCUUAUUAGAUCUAUUGUAUGGAUUCUAUGAGUGUAUAUAUAUACACUCAUAUAUGUAUAAAAACGUAUUUUUGGUCGUGAUUAUAGAGAAAAUAUUUAAUUUGUAGUGUUGACGAAGAAAUCAAUAUUGUUCAGUUUCUUCAGUUUAUUAGUGGUAUAAGACAUAAGUAGACAUACAUAUUAUAAUAUAUAGACAUGCAUAAGAGAUGUGUUCUUUGAUUUUUUGUCUAUUGCAUCGUCGAUAGUCAUGCCUCCCAAACAGAAAUCGAUUGAUCGAUCUACAUCUGAUGCACGAAAGAAUAAGAUAUUACGAGCCACGGAAAAAAAGAUUAAAAAAGGAAUAUAAAAGAUAAAAAAAAAUAAACAGACUGACAUACAUUGCACGCGGCUGCAGCCACAGUUGUUGGUGGGAUAUUGGGAAGGUAGGAUACAGAAGGAAAUUCAAUAAAUGUAUGUAAGCAACGAUAAUACGAGGCUGAGAAGAAAACGAUUCUGAGCGCAGUUAAGUUAAUAGUGAUACUUUGUCAAUAAUGUAUAUGUCAUAUUAUGGUAUACUAACACAAUAGACAUUAUAUAUUUUCUUUAAUAAUAUUUGUUUACUUUUGUAGUAAUUUUUCGGUUUUCCAUUGUUUUUUUCCCGGUUUUUCACAUUUGCUGGGAAACUCUAAGGAAAAUCGAAAAAUGACCUCCUUAAAGUACCUUCUUAGUCAUAUUUCAGAAAAAAAUGCUACCAUUGUAGCAAAACAAUAUUACUAGUAUAAAUGUUCACAGAAAAAAAAGUCCAUAUUUUUUUACUUAUACCUACGUUUCUUACAUUUUCCGUUUUUCCCACAUUUGAUUCCGGUAUUUCCCAGGUGUUAUAAGAACCGCUUGAAACAGCAUCAAAUGACCUCCCAAAAGUACCAUGGAGAUAAAAUUUCCUUUCAUAAAAUAAGCUACACAAGAUGCAUAGGUGCAAGAUUUCUGGUAAAAAAGUUUGCACAACAAAUCGAGGAGUAUUUCGCGAUUAAAAUAGUCUGAGCGAGCAAUGGCUUCGGACUCUAGGUACACCCAAAUGCAUUUUUUUUUCCUUGCUUAGGUCUUGUCUUGUCUAGACAAAAUUUUCUACAAAAAAAAACUAUGCCAUUUUUUAUUCGGAGUAAGAUCUACGAACAUACUAUUGACACGUGUAUAACUUUAAUGUAUGUGGUACAUCGAUAACAAUAAAAUCUAUAGUUUAUUAACUAUAGAAAAAAUGUCUAUAGUUAGAAAAACACCAUAAUGCAUUAAAAUUUUAUGAAAAUAUCAGUUUGUUUAUGCUGUGUCCCGUGGCCAAAUAAAUUUGGUACGCAAUGAUGAGAGGCCUUUCAUGAAGCGCGAGACAUUGAUUAAAUGUCCAAUCUAUCUCACCCUUCUGCUGGCAUGGUGCUGAUAUGCUGUAAUUUUUAAUAUUACUGUUUCAGGAGGAAAUGAAAACAUUACGGAUCGGUAUAGUCAACUUGUUGUCCACAAUAGGUAUGGCUAUUGGCACGGCUCUUUCGGGUAUUACAUUUCGGAAGUUGGGUUUCUACGGAGUGUACACGACGUCCGCGUCUUUGUAUGUACUCGGUAUCUUGUACGGAUUGAUAUGCAUCAAAGAAGUAUCUCCCGCGAAGAAUAAACCCGUGGAGAAAAACAGAGAUGGAAUCUUCAAUGGAUUUUUUAACGCCAAACACAUUAAAGAAGCAUUCGAAGUAACUUUUAAAGACGGCCCGUACAACCGCAAACUCAGGAUUAUCAUGUUACUUUGUGUCGCAUUUUUAGUAAUGGGACCGUUAAACGGUUCGUACAUGAUUAUUAACUAUUAUUAAAUAUACAUAAUACCAGGUGAUCCAUUUAAGUGGGCACACUUAUUAUUUUGGAAAGUAUUAAUUUUUCCGGAAUUUGUUUUCUAGAACAUUUAAGAAACAAGCUGCUCUACAACUAUAUAUUUAUGUUAUUUUUUGUCACCCUUAUUUUUGGGGGUAAAACCACUACUUACUUUUGAUUUUCAAAUGGCAAUCUAUAUUAAAAAUUCCAUAAAAAGAUGGAGUAUUAGUUACAAACAAUUUUAGUGUUUACAUUUUUGAUUUCUGUCAAUCCGUUGACAAGAUAUUCCAAUUUAAAGUUUAGGUUGGAGGAGAUUAGUGAAAUAUCAUUAAUUGUGUGGCGGUACAGCAUCCUUUUUAUUAUAGGAUGCCAUUUUAAAAUCAAAAGUAGAUAGCGAUUUUACUCUCAAAAUUUAGGGUGAAUUAAAAUAAGAUAUUUAUAUAUAUAUAAUUGUAUAGCCGUUUGUUUCUUAAAUGUUUUAGAAAAUAAAUUUAAAAAAAUGUUAAUACUUUCCGAGAUAACGAAUAUACCUUCUUAAAUGAAUCACCCGGUAUACUAAAUAUGUUAAUACUUCAAAAAAUUUACUAAAUAUGCUUAUUUGUUUUAUAUCCAGGUGAACUUUCAGUAUCUUAUAUGAACACACGUGUUCGAUUUAACUGGAAUGAGGUUGAUUUCAGUAUGUUUUCCACAUAUUCCACGGUCACGAAUAUAGCAGGUAAUUUUGUUCUAUUGUUUAGAUAUUCUACACAGAAAUUUAAAGACUACUUAUGCACUAAUAUAUAUAUAAUAUCAUAGUCAUAUAAUAAAUCAAGUUAUUCAUAAACAGUUUGUCAGAUAAGUUUUACAGGUUAUACAGAUUCAUUCUCGGUGAGGGAGGGAGAUAAAAGUAAUUAGUCAUACAACCCUUAAUUAUGUUAAAUUUAAAAUUUCCUUAUUCUACUCUAGUCCUUACUCCUUACUCUUCCAUAUGUUCAAAAAUCUUGAUAAAUUAUACAAGAACUAAUCGUUGUAUUUAUUUGUAUUUAUAUGGGUGUCUUACGAUAGAUUGAUCAUCCCGUAGAAUAUAUAGGUAUUAAAUAUUAGAUUAUUAAUUUAUCUAUAUAGAUUAAGUUUUUAAUAUGAUAAAUUUAAUUGAAUAAUAAAAAAAAAUUAUUAGAUUAAACGUAUUAUGAUACAAUGUUCAUAUUAUACAAUGUAUUAUUAUAAUACCCAUUAAUAUUUGCAUUUUUUUUCAAUUUAGAACAUCGUUUGUACGUUUUCAUUAUUAUAAAACACAUGAAACAUAAAAUUAAUAAUACCGAUUAUCUCGACACAAAAGCUAAUUAUACCGAAGUACCUAAAUAAAGGUAGAGGAUUCUGGUAUACUCAUAGAUUUUAUUAUAGAAAUCUAUAUAAGUAUUAAGAAUAUUUAAAAGAGCAAAAGGUUGAAAUCAUAAAGAUUAAAACGAUAAUUUACCAUAAAAUAAGUGUUUUAUCUUAUUUUUAUAAAAUGUACGUAUCUAGAUAUAGGUACCGUAUAUCAUUAAAAACAAAAAAAAAAUAUUUCUGAAUUUCCUAAAAGAUAUACUUAUGAGUACGGCUCUGAUUUCAAUGCAAAAUGCAUUUUUUAGAUUUUUCUCCAAAUUUUAAUGAUAUCAAUUUUUCUUAAAAAAAAUUUUACUGGGGAAGUACUUUAAAGAAAUCAUUUUUUGUUUUUCUCGGGAGUUUUUCCAGUAAAUGUGAAAAACCAGGAUAAAACAUGGGAAAACCGAGAAAAACGUAGGAAAAUUGGUACAACAUUAAACAAAUAUUACUAAAGAAAAUAUAUAAAGCCUAUUUAAUUAUUUAACUAUAAAAUGACAUAUUUAUUGUUGACAAAGUAUCCCUAUCUACUGAACUGCGAUUUUGUCGCAAUGGUUUAUACUUGCUUACAGGUAUACAUUAAACAACCUUAACAGUGGCUGCUCCCGUUUUUCUAGGACGUCUGUAAGGUACUGAUUUAAAUGCAUUUAAAAUCCGUCAAAAAGCCCCUAAGUCGUCAAAAAAGCACUUAAUCAUAUUUAAAAAACCAAAUGUGGGGAACGAGUACUAAAGUACCUACUCUCGACAGUUCUUAUCCUAUUAAAUACAUUUUUCUAACACUGACAAAUAAUUAAUACAAUACGAUUUAUUUUUUAACACGUACAAAUUUAUUUGAAAAAAAUUGCUUUGAAAUAAACAUUUUUUACUGUUAAAAAUUUAUUUCUUAUAAAAUAGAAACCACCGGAGGGGAAACUUUUAAACUUCUCUAUCUUUAUUGCUCUUUUAAAUAUUUUUUUAGUGAUUUUUAAGUGCAUAUAAAUGCGUACCGUACCUAUAAGUAACGAAAUACUUUUCAAAUUUUCCAGAAAUUAGAGGGGGAGGGGUGGCAAUCCUUUCAAAUUUCCUCAGCUACGCCACUGAGUUUAUAUGCAACUCAUAUUGGGUGAUUAAAAUAACGGUGACAAAAAAAUAAUAAUAAAAAUGUCAAAAUUUCUAUUAUUUUAUUCGAUUUUAAAAUUUUAAUUUUAUUUGUUAAUUUUACUUAUUAUACGAAAAACAUAUUAUGAUAGUAUAUUAUAUUUGAUAACAUCGAAUUUGAAAUGACACGAAAAAACGUUUAUCGGGUGGGUUUUCUAACAUUUAUUGUCUAUAUAAUCAAUCAUUGUUUAGAAGUUUUACUCAUUUUCUAUCAGAGCGAGUGCUACGAUAUUUUCAGGAUACAUAAAAACAAUAAAAAAAAACAAAAAAACAUAAUGAAGAUAAUAAACAUACCAACCAUAUAACGAAAAUGAAUUAAGAGGACGUGAUACUAAGAGGACUAACAGCGACAUAUCAAAAUUAAGUUUCUUAGAACAUCAUCUGAGGUGUUUAAAUUAGAAUUAGAGUUUAAACACAAUUAAUACAUUUUAAAGAGAAGAAUAUUUUCGAGGGCUGUACGUAUAUUUUUUCUAAAAAUAUUUGCAUACAAAUAAUGUAAUGCCAUAUAAGAUUUUGUUUUGACAAGCUGUAACUUUUUCGGUGUUAAUUUUUUAAGAAAAAGAUACAGCCAAAUCAUUGAACAUAUUCUGCUCUUUAAAUUGUAUAAUUUGUUUAAACUCUAAUUUCAACCAAAAAGCCAUAAUUUAUGUUAUGUAAUAUAAUUUUGUCUAUGUCAUCCGUCAGUUCGAUGAAGACAACACAUAUGGGCAUCAAGUAAUCUUUAUAAAAACCACAACAAUAAUAAUAUCAGUCCUGCACAAUAUAAUAUUAAUAAAUAAAGUGAUAAUUAAAAUAUAGUAAACUAGAAAUAACUUAUCAUGUGAUUUAUGUGACGUAUGUGAUUUAAAAUAAGAAUCGAAUUAAAAUAAUCUAAUAUUUUGUAUAUUAUAGAACCAAUGUUAGUUGUAUUUGUAUAUCAGAACGAAAACUGUUAAACAAACACAAUAGUGUGACUUUAGACACGUGUAAUGUUCUUUUUUGUAUGAUAAACUUGAUUUAAUUAUUAUAGGUACAAAUAUAAUGGUUUAUUUCAGUUUAAUAAUAAUUGCAAUGUAAUUUAAAACAAAGAACGAAAGAUAACAAUAAUUUGUAUUGUUCUUUGUUUUAGGCACAGCACUAUCUAUCGGUUUGUUUAGUCACGUGCUUAAAAUCGACGACAGCCUCAUUGGAGUGAUGGCAUGCGCGGGGAAAAUUGUAGCCGGAGUUUUUUACGCUUUUGCGACCGUCGGAUGGGUCUAUUAUAUGGGUAUGUAGCAUAAUAUAUAAUUUUUUUUUUUUUUAUUAAUAUAAACGUAAUAUUAAGCUACCAAAAAAAAUACAAUAUACAUGCAUUAAAAACCAGUGUUGAGACGCAGAUAAAUAAAAAAUAUCUAGACUAGGGUAAUAGAGAAUUAUUCCAAAAUCAUCUAGGUAAAAGUUAGAUAAUAACGGAAAAAGCUGAUUGCGUUCCAAAGCCAGAUGAACGAAAAAUCGCGUAUGUCGAUUGCGUCCGGCAAAUACCAAUGAGAGAAUCGGUAAGAAUAACGUGCUACCUAUACAAAAAUGGAUACAUACAAAUUGCGUCUCAAAUUAAAUAAUCCGAUAAGUGACUACACGAAUUACGUCUCAAGUUUUUCUGAACGACUACUAGAAUUGCGACCGUCCUACCUGCAAAUUAUAUUUUACAUUCUGAGCAGAUCAUCAAUGAUGUUUAUUUUUUUAACUGUGAACAACUUUUCUACUAGCGAUUUUGGUCCGAUUCACAAUGAUGGAAUUUUUCUGAAAGGAAAUCUAACUGGGGUGGUACUUUAAGGAGAUCAUUUGUUUGAUUUCCCAGAAGUUUUCCCAAUAAAUGAGAAAAACAUGGGAAAAACUGGAAAAAACGUUAGGAAAACGGGAAGAGUUACGAAAUAUAUUAUUUUCAAUUCGUAAAUAUUAAAGCCUUCCAAAAUGUCUCUCCGUUCACUAUCGUUUUUCGUUAGUAAAGGUUACCUAUUGCGCACAGAUGUACACAUUAAAUUCCCCCUCUAUAACCUACCUUCUCAACUUCUCAUCUACAACAGUGGUCCACCUAUCGUGGUAUUGUGCCAAGUAUAACCGUAUCUUUAUAUAAAUAUUAUAAUAUAUACUGUAUAAUUGUAUAAUAUUAUAUAAUAUAUAAUAGUAUAACAUUAUACUUUGCAAUUAUAUUCCAGUUUUAUACAAAUUAUUAUUUUGUACAGAUUAUACUUUUAGUAUAUCUGUCAUCUGUUUAGUCGUAGUUCGUUCGUAUUAUUAUAACGUUGUACUUGUAUACUUCAGGGGGGACUACUGUAUUUCUUCAAUAAUAUUUACCUUUCUGCUAAUUUAUAAACUGCUAUAUGUAAGUUUACGUAGCAUAAUAUUACACGACUGCAUUCCUUUUUCCUACAAUAGUAUUUAUCAUAACUACAUAAUUAUUUAUAAAAUAACUAAGCGUAGGUAGGUAGUUUAAUUUCCAAUAAACUGAAACUAAACUUAGGUUCAUCUUAAUGAAUACAAAUCAUGCAAAUUAAAAUUAAACAACGAAUAAAGACACUGCGUAUGCUGAUAUUUUAUAUUGUCUUUUUGUCCUUAAAAAAACUGUCGAACAACGACUAACGCCUGAUAGUAUUGAGUUACUUUCAGUUAACAAUCUAAAAUCCGGAUUCAAUAUAGGACAUCAUAAUAGAUUAAAUAUAAUAUAUUUGUAGAUAACCAAUAUAUACCAAAUCGUACUCUCCUAUAGAUUCUACAAUUGAUUAUAAUUAAGUAUUUAUAAAUCAAUGAUUCUAUUAAUUCGUAACCGAUGUAAUCGUCUAUGAUAUUUUGAUUUUUAAACUAUGUCGUCAACAACCGAGGGCAAACCACUAGUGAAAAUACUACCAUAUAAUAUAUAUUAUAAUCAUCAAUUUUUCAUUUACUCAAUGUAUUUGUUAUAAAUUAUAAUUUUGUAUGUAUAAAUAUAAAACGGACUGGAAAAGCCAUGCGAGAACAUAUCCGCUCCUUACCCCCUCUCCCAAUGAACGCCCAUUGUUAAGUAUUUUUGGGACGCAAUUCGUUUGCUGCGAUGAAAACUCGUAAAUUGUUUAAUAUUAAAGAAAAACAAUUAUUUAGACUAUACGGAAGUUCUUAAUAUUUUCAAUGUUCUUCAGAGCAAAGUAUUCAGCAAUAAUUAUUAAUUAUUUUCGUUUAACGUAAUUUUGUUCCUAAAUGUAGUUAAGUUGAAAUCACUCUGUGCACUGAACUAUCUGUACAAAAAUAUUUGUGUAGCCAUAUAGGUAUAACAAAUAUGUAUGAUACGACUGAUACGAGUAUAUACUAUUAUUAUGCCGAUUGAAAAUUCAAUAUAAUAGAGAUAAGAUUACCACGAGAUUAAUUGUAACAAUCAACUUACGCUUGUAGUUAUAGGUAUCGAAAUUCACAUUUUUUCAUUUGGGAUGCUUUCGGGAUGCAUACCUGAAACCGGACGUAAUCAAAACUAGAAAAAAGUUUAAAAGGUCAAAACAGGACGCAAUCGGAUGACGUCUGAUAAUAGAUAGGUGGAAUUUAUUUAGACAAAAAAAAAAAAAUGUAAUUGUGUUUGUAUUUAUAUUGUUUGGAAUGAAGUUCACUUUUUUUUUCGCGUAUCACUUAUUCACUUAUUAUGGAUCUGUCAUGUACCACUUAUGACUUAAAAUAAUUGAACUAGGUAUUCAUAAUAUCUAGACAUUUACUUCAAAAUAAUAAGAGCAUACAGCAAUGAAAUACUACGAAAUAAUCAACAUUAUAAAAAUUAAGAAUGUAAAAAUAAUAUUAGAUCCGUUAAAUACAUAUAUUAUACUAAUUCAUUUUUCGUAUUGCUACUACUCGGCUUUCUGCGUACCACCUUGUCGCCUACCGCGUACCACAGUUUGAAAACCGCUUGUUUAAAACAUAAUAACAUGGCAAUAAAAAUAUAUAGUAUACACUUAUAGUUUUAUACAAAAUAACUUUUGUAAAAAAAAAAAAAAAAUUAAAAUUAUAUUUAAACUCAAUUUCAUCGUUUCCUUCUCUUACGCGAUAAUAUAUAUUGUUAAUACGACUUACGAGUGAUUUUUGGUUUUUUUCAGGGCCGCUAGUAGACAUUAUGGGAGGCACGAUUUUCAUAACCGCUAGAUCAAUAAUGGCAAAAAUAGUUCAACCUGACGAACUUGGUAAGAAUUUUUUUUAAUUAUUUAAAUCAAUUUAUUUUCCUAGCUUUGUUUUGCACGUUUGUAAUAAUAUUAUGACAGGACAAGUGACGGCUAUUUACGGAAUCGUCGAGUCUCUCGUCCCGAUCAUAUUCGGGCCGUUAUACACGAUAAUUUACAAAAACACAGUAAAGACACUCCCUGGAUUGUACAGUUUAGUAGGAUCGAUUUUAGCCAUACCAGCCAUUGUCAUAUAUCUGUAAGUAUUAUAGAUUUAAUUUUGACACCAAAACUAUAUUUGUUUAGGUUUUGAGCAAAUCAAGAAAUGUAUCAUUUGGUUUUGCUAAACGGUGUGGUUUUUCCCCGGCUGUAAACAAUAUUCCUACCAAAAAUCUUGCUUCGAUUUUCAGCUUCAGAUGUAGUUUCUGGUUGAAAAUUUUGUUUGUUUAGCGCUCUGAACCGAUAAAUUAGAUUCCAAGUGUAGCGAGGGAAUUAUUGGUUUUACAAUACUGUUUAUUUCUUCUUUUUUGUUUUUUGUUCUAGUAUUUGGACAAGUUUUAUCCUAGAAAACCUAUUCCGAUGUUUAAAUGUAGCAUCUUUUAUGAAAAUUAAUUUUAUCUACUUGGUGAAUACAUAGGUCAUUUUUUGAUUUUCAAAAUGGUAUUUAAAAUAAAAAUGAUUAACCGGAAAAAAAAAACGAUUUUUCAUGAUUUCGUUAUUUUAAAUAAGUACUUGACAAGUUUUAUAGCACAAAUAUGGUUCCAAUUAAAAACCUACAAGAAACCUUUUUUGUUGAAUUUAUAAUCUUGAUAUUAAUGAUGUAGUUUGUUUUUUUGAUUUUUAAAUCAGUUUUCAUAAUAAUCAAAAGAAAAACGUACAAUUUCACGAUAUCAUUAUUUAACAUUAAUACGGAAAGCGUAUAUUUUUAAAAAAAAAACUUUAAUCGAAAAAUGACAAGAAACCUUUUUUGUUUCAUUGUAUUUUUUUUUUAAUAAACGUUUUAAAAUCAAAUUUAAACGAAAACCGCAAAAGACAUCAUGGCACUUCAAAUUAUGUACAUCGACCCGCGCUCGGAAUCGUUUUUCGUCAGCAAUGGUUUAUCGUUGCUUACAGAUAUAAAUGAAAUAACCUUAUGUAUCCUGCCUUUCUAACUUUUCACCUACACAGUGGCUGCUUCUGUCCCCGUAUCAGCUCAAAAGAGCUAAUCAAAAGAUUUUCUUGUAGUUUUUUUAACAAUAGGAAAAAUCAUCGGUAAAGUAGAAAUAUUUACUUAAUAACAUAGUUAUUAUUACUAUCGAUUCUUUUUUUUUUUUUUUGUUAUUCCUUUUAAAAUAAUUGUAGAGACCUAAAAAUUUCACCAAAUACUUAUAUAUUAACAUUUCGACACUUAAUAUAGUUUUAAAAACAUUUCGGCGAUUUUUGAGUUAUUUAUAACCAUUUUAAACUGUCGAAUUUUUAUUUAAUUGUAUGUAAAUAAAAUUGUCUUCACCUAUAGCUAAAAUUCUUAAAAAUUCAACAAAUUAAGUUUUAUUUAGAACUUACUGGUUAAGAAAUUUGAACGUAAAUAUAUAGUUUAUUAUUACUACUAUUAUUUUUUUUUUUAAGCGUUUAUUGUUCAAAUUCUAAUAAAAUUUGGAAAAAUAACGGCGUUUCAAAACUGUUUAACCGACUUAACUCACUUUUCAUUAGCAAUGAUUUACCGUUGCUUGCAAAUAUAAAUUUAAUUAAUCUAAUCUAGUAUGUACCCAUCCUAUCUUUCCAGUUGCCCAACUACAACAGUGAUACACCUAUCAGUAGUAGUAUUUCUUGUUUGAAACAAUUUCAUUAUUUCGACUAUUAAAGCCUUUCAUUCUGAAGCUGAUUAAUUCAACCAUGCCCAAUUCAUUUUAGUAAAAAUAACAGGGUAUGGUUAUUCAAAAUAAAUAAUGAAAAAUGAUAUGAACUAUGUUGAAAAAAAAUUGAUAUUAUUUUAUAUAUCGAGGUAAACGGAAUGUUCCACUGUGUAACCGAAUAAUAAUAAUUUUGUUAAUAUUCAUAUUUUUUUCAUUCGGGUUUGGUGUCAGGAAAACACAAAUGUAUAGAAAAAUUAAAUUUUUAUUUGCCCUUUUUAUCCCCUUUUAUUAAAAAUAACUAUUUUUUCACUUUUUAAAAUUUUCAAAAAGGUCGAUUUCUAAAAUGUAUAACUCUUAAAAUUUGAAUUAUACAUUCGUAUUCAAUCAAUUUUUUCUUAAUAUUUAGAGAAAUGUAUGAAAAACGAGACUACCACAAUAGCGAGUUAUAAUAGUAAUACAAGGUAAUAAAACAUUUAUGUUAGAAAUUAAAAUGGCUAUUUUGAAAAUUUGAAAGAGUGAAAAAUAAAAAGUUAUUUUUUUAAAUUUUUUUCCAGUGAUUAAGACAUGGAAAUAAUAAUUUAUUUUUCUCUGCAUUUAUACAUGCAUUCCGAUUAAAAAAAUAGAUCAAUAUUAACAGAGUUAUUAGCAAUUGGAUGAAACUGUAGGUAUCUAAUAAAAUAUAAUCCUAUUUUGUUGAAUUUAAAAAUUAGAUGGAUGUACAAAGAAAGCCAAAAAUCAAAAAAAGGUGACUAUACAAAAGCAAAUAUUGCAGAAAAUGGUACAAAUGAAGAAAUGCAAAGUCUUUGAACAAUAUUAUUUUUUUAAAUUAAUCUGUGAAAUUUUAUUGAAAAUGAGCACUUAAGAUUUAAAAAAAAUAUCCUAAAAACACAAUGACACAUAUAAGACAAAUUAAACAUUACUAGGUAUUAUAGGUACUUAUUAAUAUCCUAAUUUAAAUUUAUUGAUUUAUUUGUAUAAAAUGGUUUUUGAUGUUUAAAAAAUAGGUGGGUCAAAUCAUUAAAUGAUUUAAGAAGAGACCCAUCUAGAAUUAUUAAAAUCUCUAUUUUUAAUUAGUUAAUAUUACCAUAAUUUAUACGCACGCAAUGCAAUUUUUAUAAACCCGAAUCUUUAAAUAAUAUAAAAACUAUUAAUAAUAGUAUUAAUUAUUCUAAGUAAAUAAAUGCGUUAAAUUUUGAAAAAAAUAUUUUACUUUAAAUUCUUGGAAUUAAUUUCAUAGUAUACAAGGCACCGUUUCUGAAUUCAAAAAAUUCAGAUUUCGUACAUUGAAAAUUGCAUUUUAAAACACUAUAAUCAAUAUGUUAUUUUAUAAAAAAACAUAAUUUUCAAAUUUUUUAUAAAAAAUUAAAUAAGGUCCAUUAUGUAUAUUGAACAUCAAAAUCGUAUUGUUUAAUUGUACUUACUUAAAUAGUUAUUUAGUGCCGCCUCAUUGUUAUUAUUAUUAUUAUAAUCAUCAUUUGUAUUAUGUAUAUUUUUUAAUUAUAAGAUUAAUUUUAUUAUAAUUAUAUUGUUUACUGUCUACUGGCGGUUACUGAUACAUCGCUUGAACUUUUACUAGAAUCAUACAUAAUUAUAGUCAGUCAAAGAUUAACCUAAUCCUAUAAGUAAUUAGUUAGGUAUUGGUAUACAUUUGUUCUUAUUUUUAUUUUAUUAUUAUUUGUUUUAUAAUCUUUAGCAUCAAUGUAAUUUAAAACCUACUGGGAACUGUCGAAACUUGACCAAUAUUAAAAUAUUUAAUUAUUUACAAUAUAGAAAAUAUUAUUUAAAUAUUUUGUAAAUUGGUAUAUAUUAUGAUAUGGUAUAAUAUAUAAAAACAUAAGUUAUUUAAGAACGACAUUUAAGCAAUUGUAUAAUUCAGUUUAUAUUAUAUACAAUUUAUUUAAGCAGAGCAAUAAGCCAGCUGUUCUUGUUUUUUUAUAUAAUGUGUUCAUAUUAUUUGUUGAAUACAUAUUAUACGUGAAACCUUCGUGUAAAGUUAUAUUGUAAUGAAUUAAAUAUAGUGAUAUGUAUAAUGUUUAUUUUUCAUACGUAUUUUCCAUGUAAUCGAAUGUCCUGAAAAUAUAAAGAAAGGGAAAUUAAAAAUUACCUUAAGAAAAUUGUCAGUCCCUGCA